AUGCAAAAGGUUCCUUAUGCAUCAGCAGUAGGAAGUCUAAUGUAUGCUCAGGUUUAUACGUGUCCAGAUAUUGCGUACAUAGUUGGAAUGUUGGGCAGAUAUUUAAGCAAUCCUGGAAUGGAUAAUUGGAAAGCAGCAAAACGAGCCAUGCGGUAUCUACAGAGAACAAAACAUUACAUGCUCACAUACAGAAGGUCGGAUAAGUUAGAGAUCAUUGGGUAUUCAGACUCCGACUUUGUAGGAUGUCAAGAUAGCAUGAAAUUUACAUUAGGCUAUAUCUAUUUGCUUGCUGGAGGAGCUAUCUCAUGGAAGAGUGCUAAACAGACAAUCAUAGCUUCUUCCACCAUGGUAGAUUGGAAUAGAAAGACCACUUAA
Molecule: messenger RNA, 375 nt
Organism: Hevea brasiliensis (rubber tree)
Lineage: Eukaryota; Viridiplantae; Streptophyta; Magnoliopsida; Malpighiales; Euphorbiaceae
Product: secreted RxLR effector protein 161-like
Exons: 1
Coding region: 1-375 (124 amino acids)
Source: RefSeq, a predicted model, not a curated record